CUCUUCUUCCCUGUGAAAUUUCACGAUGAUGACGCCGGUGAGGAAAACCAUAGCCAUUAGGCCUGUGGAGUUCUACGGAAACUCCCUUCCCCGUCCUCGUUUCUUCGAUAAUCCUCAGUUCAACUCUCACCGUGUAGAUCCUCCUCUUUCCGUGCUUGAUCCGCUUCUCUCGUGGGCUAGAGACGCUCACUGGUCCAUGGGUGGUCUCAACUUCACGCGCCUCCGUCUCCAAGGACGGAUCGAAGGUAACGUCGAGAAGCUACGAGCGCAGCUCGAGGAUUCCAGCCCUGUCUCAGAUAAGCAUAAGAAGAAGAGAUCUGGUUGUGAUUCUGAUUCUCCACCGGCGGCUCCGGUUGUUGUGAAACGAAGGAGGUUCAUAGAUCUGAACGAUGAAGCUGAUGAGGAGGAGAUUGAAGGCGUGGCGAGAAUCAUCAGAAACCUCUCUGAUGAUUUUGAUAGAGUCGCUGGAGAGAGUAAGAUUAAUAAGAAAUUGAUUGGAUCAGAAUCCGUGGGGAAGAGAUUGAACAAGAAGGAGAAGACACAAAAGGUUGAGGAAACAAGUUCAACUAGGAUGUCUCCAAGAUUGGCAAAGCGUAGAUUGAAUUAGGUUUUUUAUUUAAGCGUCCUCAAGUAUUAAUCUCUCUAGGAUUUAGAUUUAAUUCAUGGAUAAUGUAACUUCUUAUUUGUUUCUUGAAUUCUUAUAAAUAU
Messenger RNA from Eruca vesicaria subsp. sativa (arugula), 708 nucleotides. NCBI's taxonomy places the organism in Eukaryota, Viridiplantae, Streptophyta, Magnoliopsida, Brassicales, Brassicaceae. The record is from the annotation of a GenBank genome assembly.